GAGAGAGAGAGUUUUUUAUGCAGUUACUAUGGAGCUAACCAAGGUACUAGUGCUGGUUGCCGCUGGUUGGGCCAUUUCCCAGACGCUACCUGUACAGGUCCUUAAUAAUACACCUAAUGAGAAUGAAACAGCGUUUGAAAGAAUAUUAACAAUGAACAAAGGUAUUACUGGCCAAGUACUUGAAGGUGACAUCGCACCCCACCCUGCCCCUUCUCGUGGUGUCAUGAUCUGUUCAAAGUGCUUUUGGAAUGCAUUGGAAAAUGGGACAGUUUUUGUGCCUUAUGAGCUUGCCGAUACAUACACGGAGGAAGUGAAGAAUGGAAUUAAAAAAUCCCUCAAGGAGUUUGAACUCCUCACCUGUGUGAAGUUUGUUGAAAGAAAGACAGAACGUGAUUAUCUCGGCAUAGAGUCUGGAAAUGGGUGCUGGGCAAAUCUUGGAAGAGUUGGUGGCAAACAGACUGUCAGCCUGAAUAAAAAUGGCUGUUUAUUAACCGGAACAGUCCAGCAUGAAAUGUUGCAUGCGCUGGGAUUUUACCAUGAACAGAGUAGGAGUGACAGGGCUUUGUAUGUAGAUAUCAUAUGGGAAAACAUUAAUCCAGAUUAUAAAGGCAACUUUAUUGCGGCAACGACAAAUAAUUUGGGCUUCCCGUAUGAUUAUGGCUCAGUUAUGCAUUAUCCACGAUAUGCUUUCAGCAUCAACGAUGGAUAUACUAUAAUCCCAAAACCUGAUCCUAAUGUAGCUAUUGGACAGAGAAAUGGGAUGAGUAGUCUGGAUUUAAAGAAAUUAAACACAGCAUAUCAUUGCAAUAUAUGUCGGACAAAAUUUACACUGUUUAAUUCAGGCUCUAUCUCAACUGACAACAUCAUCUUUGGACCAGAUAACACCUGUGUCUGGUUUUUUCAGGCUCAAUCGUCCCGUAAGGUUUAUCUGGAAUUCAGGGACGUCAAUAUCCCACAAUCUGCUGGGUGCAGUGACUCUUACUUGAAAAUCUAUGAUGGUGACAGUCGUGACGCAUCACUUAUUCAGGACCGGGCCUGUGGGUCUACAAUAAUACCCCCUCUAGUUUCUUCUAAUAAUAACCUGUUGAUGGAGUUUGUGAGCAAUCAGAAACCUUCUCAAAGCAAAUUUAAAGUUAUCUAUAAAGAAGUUAGCUUUGGAGGCAUUUUCACCAGAGACGUUGGGUAUGUGACGUCGCCAAAAUUUCCCAACCGGUAUCCCGACAAUGAAGAUGCUACUUAUCUUAUAAUAGCACCAUCCGGUAAAAAGGUGUCUCUGGAUUUCCGUAUCAUUCAAUUAGUAUAUUGCAAAUUUACCUGCUCAUGCAUCUGUGACUACAUCAUUAUAAUUGAUGGACCCUCCAUAAAUGGCCGAGUUAUGGGCAAAUUAUGUGGGUUUGCUUUACCUCCUCCAAUGGUAUCUACACAAAACGUAGUGAUAAUACUUUUUCACAGUGAUAGCCUAAAAGGUGCAGCUGGAUUCCAAUUAAAAUAUACGUUUGUGAACUGAUUUAGAAGAUUUCUGGAGACCAAGAUGGAAAAGUGAAAAUUCAAAUACCCAUCUAAUUUUUUUAUUUUUAUUUUAAAUAUGGAGAUAAAUGGUCCAUCAAUGCAAUAUUUCUGGAAACUAGCACUGGCAAAUAUUAUGGAAGUUGGAAUAUGUUAAAAGUUUGAACUGAAAUAUUCUAUGACAUAUAAUGGGAAUAAUGCACAACUACACAAGUUUGCAAAACAUUGUUUUUGUCUUGUGAUCAUUUAAAAAGUUUAUCCAAAAGAAUUAAAU
Pelobates fuscus (common spadefoot toad) is the source of this 1780-nucleotide messenger RNA. RefSeq names its product hatching enzyme 1.2-like. NCBI's taxonomy places the organism in Eukaryota, Metazoa, Chordata, Amphibia, Anura, Pelobatidae. Gene Ontology annotation, biological process: proteolysis. Bases 29 to 1507 code for a protein of 492 amino acids. The transcript is spliced from 13 exons. The record is from RefSeq and is a predicted model, not a curated record. Gene Ontology annotation, molecular function: metalloendopeptidase activity; zinc ion binding.